AUGUCCACCGACACGGCCACCCCCAUCCUCGGGCCAUCGUUGGCCGGUCUGCUGGCUGCCGACGACGCCACGGCCCCCAAGCCCAUUUCCCUGCCAGCGGGCUUGCUCGGCCACGAUGGCUCCCUGGAUGUGGCUCUCUCCUUCGCGGCAUAUGUGGUCGAGGGCCGGCCGCUGUUGGCGGUGAAAGUGGGCCCUGCUCGGCGAGCGGCGCGCUAUGACCGGGCCUUCGGCGCACUGAGCCGGAAUGUCCCGGAGGCUGGGCUGGCUCCCGGGCUGGCCGGGCCGCUUGCGCCCGUCCGGGGGUGGCCCGACUUCGAGCUCUUCUUCCCGACCCCCUGCUCCUUCGGCCUGGCCCCGUGGGAGUUCAUUCUGCGCCGGGAGGAGGUGGACUCCUUCCGGCUGGGUGGCCCCAGCACGGCGAGCGUCGUGCAGCACCAGCACCAGACCCUGGUGGAGUUUCUCCUCCAGGCCGGGGUGCUUGCCGUGGUCCGGACAGUCCAGCUGGCCGAGCCCCUGGCCGGGCCGGAUGCUCCAACCGGCGCGGACGCCCAGGAGCUGGCCAUCGCCGAGGUGACCGAGGCCAGCGGGCUCCGGCCGGCGGUGGUGCACUUCUGGCGCAGCCACUUCGCCCGGUCAUCGGCGGCCGAGAUGCGCGAGCGGGCUCUCUUCGCGGCGGCCGACGCCUGA
Molecule: messenger RNA, 687 nt
Organism: Fonticula alba
Lineage: Eukaryota; Rotosphaerida; Fonticulaceae
Exons: 1
Coding region: 1-687 (228 amino acids)
Source: RefSeq, a predicted model, not a curated record